Leptosia nina is the source of this 489-nucleotide messenger RNA. The record is from the annotation of a GenBank genome assembly. NCBI's taxonomy places the organism in Eukaryota, Metazoa, Arthropoda, Insecta, Lepidoptera, Pieridae.
AUGCCGAAGUACUACUGUGAUUAUUGCGAUACCUAUUUAACACAUGAUUCACCUAGUGUCCGAAAAACUCACUGUACUGGCCGCAAACAUAAAGACAAUGUAAAAUUCUUUUACCAAAAGUGGAUGGAGGAACAAGCCCAACAUUUGAUCGACGCUACCACAGCUGCAUUUAAGGCAGGAAAGAUUGCACAAAAUCCAUUUGGAGGUAAAGGUGCGGCGAUUCCUCCGCCAUGGGAUCCUUCUGUGAUGGGGCCUGGAGGGCCUAGACAACCUGUGCCCGCUCCAGGCGGACCGCCUGGUAUGAUUCCUCCACCAUCUAUGGGUCCUGGUGGACCUAUGGCUCCACCGAUGAUGAUGGGGCCACAUGGGCCUAUGCCCCCAAUGAUGGGAAUGCGCCCACCAAUGAUGGGCCCAAUCAUGGGGCAUAUGGGCCCCAUGGGGCCUAUGGGACAAAUGCGACCGCCUUUGAUGAAUGGACCACCAGGUUAA